This is a messenger RNA of Chlamydomonas reinhardtii, 1786 nucleotides long. RefSeq lists its product as uncharacterized. NCBI's taxonomy places the organism in Eukaryota, Viridiplantae, Chlorophyta, Chlorophyceae, Chlamydomonadales, Chlamydomonadaceae. Bases 368 to 1045 code for a protein of 225 amino acids. Gene Ontology annotation, molecular function: histone binding. Gene Ontology annotation, biological process: DNA replication-dependent chromatin assembly. Gene Ontology annotation, cellular component: nucleus. The transcript has 2 exons. The record is from RefSeq and is a predicted model, not a curated record.
GGACAGGAGCGAGGGCAAGUGCCGAACAAGAGCGACGGGCAGUGAAGAGAUAAAGGCGGUGUCAAGCACUGCGUAAGCUGCGAAAUCAUAGACCUGGUUGCUAUGAAGAGGGGGGUGGCGGGGCAGCAUGUCGUACACGUCGUGCACGGCGUACGGCGCCUCAGGUUCUCAGGCCCGGAAGCGCGAUAAAGCCAGCGAGCAGCCGGCCAGUUUGCACCCACGGUACCGACCUCCAGAAGCCAGCACCCACACGCACAAUCCACCCGUCUCCGCCUUCUUCUCUAUUGGAGCUCAUUACAUACUGACGGCCGGGGAGAGUUCCAUUCUUCGCGGCAAACUUGAAAAUCUUUCCGAGCCGAGCAGGGAAAUGGCCGUCAGCGUCGUGGCUGUGCGUGCUCUGAACAAUCCUGCGCUAUUUACGGAUCCGCUAGCGUUUGAGAUUGAGUAUGAAGCGCUAACGGCAUUGGAACAAGACCUGGCGUGGAAGCUGGUAUAUGUGGGCUCCGCGGACUCGGACCGCUACGACCAAGAGCUGGAAAACGUGGAGGUUGGGCCCGUGGUGCAGGGCAACUUCAAAUUUGUGCUUGAAGCCAACCCGCCGAAGCCCGAACUCAUCCCCGUCGACGACCUGCUCGGCGUGACCGUCAUUCUCCUCACCUGCUCUUACCGCGGCCGCGAGUUCAUCCGCGUCGGCUACUAUGUCAACAACGAGUACGUGGAUGAGGAGCUGCGGGAAAAUCCGCCCGAGCAGCCGCGUCUGGACCGGCUGCAGCGGAGCAUUCUCGCGGACCACCCCCGCGUGACUCGCUACGCCAUCCCCUUUGAUGACCCCGAGCCGGCGGACGGCGUUGCGCCCAUGGACGAGGAUGGCGCCAUGCAGGCGGGUGUGGAGAUGCAGCAGCAGGCGGCAGCGCCCAUGGCGGAGGUGGCAGCGCCGGCGCCCCCGAGCUCGGCGGUGGCCACGGGAGGAUUCUACGGGGCCCAGCCGGGCCCAUUCGACGGGAUGAUGCCCCAGCAGCAGUUGUAUGAGGUGCCGGUGCAGUAAUCCGGCUUAUGACAGUCAGCGCCGUGGGUGCAGGGUUGCCGCGGCAUGCCUAGGUCCAUGUUGGUUAGGCUCGGGUGAGUAUGUGGUUAGGCUCGGGUGAGUAUGUGGUAAUCAUUUUUUGAGACAGGUUGGAUUGCACGCUGCAGUGCUGCACGCGCUGCCACUUCAUGGUAGCUGCAAUCAGUGGGACGGGUGCCGCGACAGUGAGAGCGAGCCCGUAGCUGCCGCGCGGGCUCCCAAGACACGGCGCAAAUUUCAUGCAAACAGUUUAGGUCUGUGAGCACGGCUGCGCCUGGACAACUUCCAGAUGAUGUUAUUGAACGGUGCAUGCUGGAGUGUUGUGGGUGUUUGUGACGGUAGAAGGGUAGCUGAUAGAGGACGGUAGAAGGGUAGCUGGUCAACGGGUGGCGCAGCAGGGCACCCCUGCCCCUGCGUUCGCCACGUCAGCGCGGGGUCGUGUCUACGGUAGGCUUUUCAUGCACAACAUAUUUACUUGCAUGGCCAUUGUGCUGAGAAAUGCGCGUUCGUGUGCCGUGGUCUAAUUGACUUCGCCAGCGUGCCACGGGGAAGCGACGGCGGAGCGACGGCGAUAGGGUUUCUAGGGUUUGGGUUCGGAGUGCGUGAACCGGGCCACGCAUGCGCGCGCGCCAUUAGUCGUGCUGUUUGAGGUCACGCUUUCAGAGCCGAGUACACUGAGCGCUCGCCACCGCGGCGCAUGCUGAGGUGUAAGCGUUGACUCGA